AUGCCUGAGCAUCGUCUGAACCUGGACGUCUGGGCUCAUGGUGGCCAGGAUAACCCUUCGACCGUCCUGGUACCGAAGGCAGCUCGGUCUCUGCUGCAGGACGGCUUGGAAGCCGCUGGAAUUGGCUACACACUUGCAGUAGAAAAUGUUAAAGAGGAAUUGGACUUGGAAGAGAAGCUGUUGUCUGAAGCGGCAGCCAAAAGCAACAGGACUAGUAGAUUUGGCCUAUCCUUCGAUACAAUCCAUAGAUAUGCUGCUGUUGACACUUACCUAGUCGAACUUGCAAAUAGGUAUCCUAAUCUCGUGACAGUGGUGUCUGCGGGAAGAAGCUUUGAAGGUCGUGAUAUCAAAUAUUUGAGGAUCUCUACCACAAACUUCCAGGACAGGAGCAAACCCAUAGUCUACAUGCAAUCUCUGCUCCAUGCUUGUGAAUGGGUCACACUGCCUGCCACUCUAUACGCCAUUGAGAAACUGGUCAUAGACGUUCAGGAGCAGGAUCUUCUGCACAAUUAUCAAUUGUGUCUGAAGAUAUUGUGGUUUGAUAAUGUAAGACCCAGCCCGUGGGGUAUUGGUGAGGGCUAUCGACGGAAACGCUGA
Messenger RNA from Cydia amplana, 597 nucleotides. Its product is annotated as carboxypeptidase B-like. The record is from RefSeq and is a predicted model, not a curated record. Lineage: Eukaryota; Metazoa; Arthropoda; Insecta; Lepidoptera; Tortricidae. Gene Ontology annotation, molecular function: zinc ion binding; metallocarboxypeptidase activity. The transcript is spliced from 6 exons. The coding region runs from base 1 to 597 and encodes 198 amino acids. Gene Ontology annotation, biological process: proteolysis.